Messenger RNA from Psilocybe cubensis, 915 nucleotides. RefSeq lists its product as uncharacterized. The record is from RefSeq and is a predicted model, not a curated record. NCBI's taxonomy places the organism in Eukaryota, Fungi, Basidiomycota, Agaricomycetes, Agaricales, Agrocybaceae. The transcript is spliced from 5 exons. Bases 1 to 915 code for a protein of 304 amino acids.
AUGCCCCCUGAAAUGAUUGACAUCGAUUGUCCCUCUGCUCGCCGCGCAAAAUUAUACAUCGACCUUCUUCAAUCGGUGGCUUUAGAAGAUUCCUCAAGUUUGCAGGACGUCAUCUCCAAUAUCUCACUUGGCUCUGUCAUGAACCUUGAACUUCACGACUCUGAAUCUACUAUGCUGCCUGCAGUUGUUGACUCUCAUGGGACCACCAAUAUUUUGACCAAAGAAGACAUGCUUAGAUAUGGAUCCCCAUCGCGUCAUUUGCUGAACGGAACAACCCAACAAUUAUUACUAACCGAACUUCAUACUGAUGAAGGCCGCCCGCCCAGUGACACAGUGAUGGCUAUGGCCCAAUCUCUUCCUGAAGCCAUCAGGCUAACGAAGGAUCAAAUAGAAUCCUUGAACCAAGAAGUCAAGGUCCUAUCCUAUGACUUGAUAAACCUGAUGGCUGAGGCUGCCGAUAAGAGCAAGGAGCUCGAUAAUGAAUUGUGUAGGGCAACAUCCUUAGUUUUUCCUCAUUACCACGCGGCUCGAACGGCAUCUAUCGACUUGCUUGCGGCUGGGAUAGAGGCCUCUCUUAUCAAAUUGUCUUUAACGAAAGAACGUUCGGAACGCUCAAUCUACAAUUACCAGUCAGGUCCGAACAGGACCGCAGAAAGAAACACUGUAACACAUGCGAUUGAAAGGGCUUUUCGUGCACUCAAAGAUGAUGAAAAUGAAAUGGAUGCAGAAAUACGCUCCUUGGACAGCCAACUAGCAGAAUAUGAGACUUUGCUGAAUCUUGUAGACGGCGGGCACGGUGGAUAUCAACAAGUCAUAGAUGAUUGGACGAAAAUAAAGCAAGACACGGACGAGUGUUUGAAGGACCUUAGGCGCCUCGGUUGGACUGAAGAUACCUGUAUCACAUUCUCCAAGUGA